This is a messenger RNA of Trichechus manatus latirostris (Florida manatee), 1102 nucleotides long. It is a transcript of the gene NXNL2, whose product is annotated as nucleoredoxin like 2. The transcript is spliced from 2 exons. NCBI's taxonomy places the organism in Eukaryota, Metazoa, Chordata, Mammalia, Sirenia, Trichechidae. The record is from RefSeq and is a predicted model, not a curated record. The coding region runs from base 45 to 515 and encodes 156 amino acids. Gene Ontology annotation, biological process: photoreceptor cell maintenance; sensory perception of smell; visual perception.
UCCGGGGGUGGGUCGCGCGCAGGUAGCCGUCCCGGUGCCGCGCCAUGGUGGACGUGCUGGGCGGCCGGCUUCUGGUGACCUGCGACGGCGCGGCGGUGGAGGCCGAGGCGGCGCUGCAGAACAAGGUGGUGGCGCUGUAUUUCGCAGCCGGCCGGUGCGCGCCGAGCCGCGACUUCACGCCGCUGCUCUGCGACUUCUACACGGAGCUGGUGGACGAGGCGCAGCCGCCCGCGCCCUUCGAGGUGGUCUUCGUGUCGGCCGACGGCAGCGAGGAGGAGAUGCGGGACUUCAUGCACGAGCUGCACGGCGCCUGGCUGGCGCUGCCCUUCCACGACCCGUUCCGGCUUGAACUGAAGAAGAGGUAUAACAUCACAGCCAUCCCCAAGCUCGUGAUUGUGAAGCAAAGUGGAGAGGUCAUCACUGACAAAGGACGGAAGCAGAUCCGGGAGCAUGGGCUCCCCUGCUUCCGAAACUGGGUCGAAGUGGCUGACAUCUUUCAGAAUUUCUCUGGUUGAAUUUGGCGGGAUCUCAGAGGACCAGGGCCGGCACUUGUCACACCAUUUCUACAGUCAAACACGCAGGAGAACGAGAAGAUUGUGCUUAGUUUCCUUUCUCUAGUGGUACUAUUUUAUUGAAUUUCAGAUUAUAAGCACUUAACUGUGGCAGAAAGUAAAUGGUGCUCAGGGCAAACACCCUCCCGCUUUGUGCAGGAUAUUAGUUUUUCCAUAUGAGUGAAAGGAGAGACCCUGGUCUGUUCACAUGGAGCUAUUGAAAAUCUAUGCAAAACAUUUAUUUGUACAGGUUUUUUCAGGUAAAAUAAUAUAUGAUACAUUUUUCUGGUGAUAAACUUAUUUUAAUAAUAUACUUUUACAACUCUAUUUCUUAAUAAAGUGUGUAGAGUCUAUAUGCUUUAAUAAACAAACCUAUUUCUAUGUCGUGCAGCCCUGAUUUCCUUCUUUCUCAGUCUCAACUGAGUGCCAGUUGUAGGAAAAUGAAUCACUAGAUAAAUACCAUGGUUAAACAGCUUUUUUAAUUUUUUAUUUCUCAAUAGUGGUAGUUUUUAAUUAUGUAUCUUUUUGGAUUUUUCUUGUCUUUGCUUUCA